Messenger RNA from Aspergillus pseudoviridinutans, 1617 nucleotides. RefSeq names its product carboxylesterase/lipase family protein. The coding region runs from base 1 to 1617 and encodes 538 amino acids. The record is from RefSeq and is a predicted model, not a curated record. Lineage: Eukaryota; Fungi; Ascomycota; Eurotiomycetes; Eurotiales; Aspergillaceae. The transcript has a single exon.
AUGUCCGACUCGCAGAAUCUCAAGCACACGCAAUGUGCUCCAAUCACGGUCGAGUCCGGGUUAUUAUCCGGACUCCAUUUCCCAAACAACACAAGAGCUUUCCUCGGAAUUCCUUACGCAGCGCCUCCCUUAGGGGACCUGCGCUGGCGACCACCACAACGCCCCCUACCAUGGACGGGCGUGCGGUCAGCUGUUCGAUUCGGACCCUGCAGUAUUCAGUGGCCGCCGCCGGCCACGUCCUUGUACUUCGGCGGAGAAACCGAGUUUAGCGAGGACUGCCUGUACCUAAACGUCUACACCGGCCCUGAGGGCGCUGACAACAGGCCCGUUCUCGUCUGGUUCCAUUUUGGGGCCUUUCAGUUCGGGUCUGCCUCCAACCCAAUGUACGAUGGAACAAAGUUGGCAGCCGAAGGGAUCACGGUUGUCACUGUCAAUUACCGUCUGGGCCGAUUCGGAUUCCUGGCCCAUCCCCAGCUGAGCGCCGAAUCAGGUUACCAGGGGUCUGGCAAUUACGGAAUCAUGGACCAGAUCGCGGCGCUUGAGUGGGUGCAACGGAAUAUCAGGCAAUUCGGGGGAGAUCCGAGGAAUGUGACCAUAGGAGGAGCUUCGGCUGGUGGUGGCAGUGUCCACAUCCUUCGCUCUUCCCCUCUAUCCAAGCAGCUGUUUUCAAAAGCCAUCUGCGAGAGCGGGCCGGGGCUGGCACCGACGAUAGAUGGCCCUGGUCAUGUUGCGGCUUUCACGACUCUGGCUGCAGCAGAGGAGGCGGGAGCGGAGUUGCUAGAUCUACUUGGAGUCGCAUCCAUCGCUGAACUACGCACCCUGCCUGCCCAGAAACUUAUGGUGGCACACCUGCCUCGCACUCAAGGGCCUUGGAAGGCCGAUCUGUGGCCAGGUUCAACCAGUUUGAGUGUGUUCGACACAUCGAAUCCAGUCAUCGACGGCCACGUUCUUCCGGAAUCGCCCCUGACGGCAUUCUUAUCGGGAAAGGCAGCUGACGUGCCGAUGCUGGCGGGCAACGUCGGGAAUGAAGCAUCUGGGUUGCCGCAUCUCGAUACACUGGCAAAUUACCAUGCCUUUGUCAAUGAAACUUUCGGAGAACACGCGGAAGAAGUACUCCAUCUGUAUCCGGCGACUACAGACUCAGAAGUUCGGAAUGCAGCAUCGCAGCUCCUUGCCGAUCAAGUCUUUGUCUGGCCAACAUGGACUUCCGCACGACUGCAGGCCCAGAAGCUAAAGUCGUCCGUGUGGUACUACCGAUUUCUGCGUGCACCACCAAUUCCGCCCAACUCGGACGUUAUCGAGAAAAGGUUUGCCGGCUCCUUUCACGUGGCUGGUGUGCCAUACGCAUUUGGCAACCUUGACUCUUGGCAGUGGGACUGGACCGAGGCUGACAGGGGGCUUUCGAGGAAUAUGUUCGACGCUUGGGUACGAUUUAUGCGAACUGGGAGUCCGGAUGUUGGCCAGGCACAUGGUGAUACUUGGCCUUCCUUGAACCCCAAUUACAAUGUGAUUAUGAUCUGGGAUGUUGAGCAACGGUUGGAGGCGCCAGGAUCGCAUUUCAGUGAGGUGAUGAAGUUUUGGGACGGGUACUAUGGGGUCACGGAAUUUACUACAUAA